GUUGCACACUUGGGCUGGUGCUGCGCCUGCAGGCAAUGUCAUAUACUCCCCAUACAUAAUCAUUUCUUGCCGCUCCAGCUUGUUUGUUGUUCUCUAUUAUCUCAAAUCAACCCUCCUCCUCCUCCUCCCCCUCCCAUUCAGCUGGCCAGUCGAUUCUCAAACUCGAAUCCUUCGCUGCACCCCGACGACUGCGCUUCCGGAAGCUACCAACUCCCACUCUUGUCUGCGGUGAGCCCAGAUCCCCCCCUCGCCUCGGUCCAAGCCUGAUUGAUCCAUUCAUCAUUCCUGUUGGCCCCCAAGGAUUGCCAAUCCUUGCUCCUCCUCACCACUCACCUUCCGCCCACGACAUCUGGUGGCUGUUGCGAGUACAUCGCCUUGCUGUCAUGCCCUGACAUCAGGCCCUUCGGUCCUUUUUCUUGAACCCUGCUACAACCGCCCCCUGACAUGAAACCUUGCUGACCUUGAGCCUCUUCAGGGUUGAGCCCUUCAUAUUACAUUUCCAACCUGACCUCGUCACCAUUUAUUUGGCACCAGCGUCCACGCCGGCUUUAGUUGUCAACCUCCGAUGCCUGGGAGAAAGAUUCCCUACAGCAGCGGCCAGCCCACGUCCUCACAAUGACCGAAAACCGCUACCGUCCCAGCUCACCUCCUGGGCGUCGCUACGCCGACCCUCGUGCCUCGACAGGCAUGGUCAUAUCCUCCUCCUUCGAUCCUCGAUAUUCCUCUUCCUCGCAGCCUCGCAGCGUCAUUGAUACUUUCCCUGCCACGCGACACGGGAGCGUCUACACUACUCAACCCAUCGCAAGGAAAACACUCCUCGACGAUCCUCAUUCCGGGGGAGGGUCAAUAGUGAGGACCGAAUAUGCCGUGCGUCCAAGAAAUAAUUCCACACUGGAGGCUCGCCGGCCAGUGAACACCUUCACCGAGCGUCGGUCUUCCCCGCCUCGAGUACGACCGGCCAUCAUCAGCGCUUCCUCGCGUGACGAUCCAAGAAGCCCCGUGACGGCCUCGAGAGAGGAUCGAUAUCUUGUUCCCGCUGCCUCAAGUGGUCGAAACCACCAUCGCCAUUCGAGCGCAACCCGUGCCGAACAAGACCGUCUACUGCCCGCAAGGGCCAGCCGACAACCUGAGUACCAUCGCCGUGGUGGGUACAAUAGCUAUCCGUAUUCUUCAACUAGAGGACCGCUUCAGGAUGAAGGAUUCUCUUAUACCACUCCAAAAGAACAGUUUUUGCAGGAGUCAUCCCGGCCUCCUCAGAGGCGGGAGAGCUACAGCAGACGAGAACGACCGGUAAGCAUAGCUGGGUUGCCCGAGUACAGACUGCCGGCGAGGAGAGACACGAGGGAUGUGCCACCACCUUCGUCUGCCCGUGUCCUCGACCGAAUCGAGAGGAAUGAGCCUCUUCGAUAUUCAAGCGGUCGGACAAGCGACACGGAAGAUCGAGGUGACAUUCCCCGACGUCGUCACUCUACCAGAGCGCCGGUCUUGCAUCACUAUCCCGAGGACGGCACCAUGUCCGCACGUGAGGAACGCGACCUUCGACCCUUGACCAGAUCCCGUCACGACCAUUUAGAGGAGGAGGACAAGCCUCUCAAGCAUAGGCAUCGUGAUGAGCGCGAAAGGGAGGUAUUGCGUGAGCUUCCACGCGAGCCGGAACGAGUCCGUGAGCGGGACCGGGAUAGAGACCGUGAGAGAGAUAAGGAUAGAGACCGCGAACGGGAUCGCGAUCGAGAGAGGGAUCGGGAUCGGGAUCGAGACCGUGAAAGGGACAGAGAGAGAGACAGGUAUCGAGACGUUGACAAGUCCGGCAAGCCUCGAAGCCGCGACAGCAGCCCAGAGCAUUCGGGACUACGUAAAGGACUGGCCGCAGCCGCCGGUCUAGGCGCGGUAAGCGCCGCAGCUGGUGUAGCUCUGAAGAGCCGCAACAAGGACGGCGAAGACUCAGAGACUGAUGACCGCAAAGAGCGAAAGCACCGCCGAAGACGACACCACGACGAACCAAGUCCGGAUGAACUUGCCGGACGCGUCGAUCGCGAUCUUAAGUUGACCAAUGGAGACCGUGAUCCGCGCCGACGAGACGAGGACCGUGGUGCAGACGACGUGGAUGAGUAUGACGACCGCCAUGAAAGACGGAGGCACCAUCGCCACCGAAAGCACCGAGACCGAGGGGAUCGUGUGAAUGAGUCAGACACUACCGAGGAUUAUGAUGGGAAGGACACCCGGCAACGACGUCCCCGCGAGCGAGCGUCGUCUCGCGACGAAGAUCAAGAUGUGCCAACAGCUUUGGAACAACGAACAAUAUCUCCAGGUGAAGAUGAAGAUGACCGUCCUCGAAAGGUGCAAUUGGUCGAACCGGCCGAAAAGAAAGAGGAGUUCAAACCGAAGGGUAUCCUCAAGCCACCCCGAGAAAUACCAUUUCCAGAAGACCCCAAUCCUACACGGGAAGGGGUCGCACCCUUGAAAGAUGCCCACAAAGAUGGUAUCCCACCGAACGCGAGGUGGACCAAAAUCAGCCGAGCACUAGUGAAUCCGGAGGCCCUAGAAAAGGCACAUGAAAGGUUCGAAGAGAGAGAUGACUAUGUGGUUGUCUUGAGAGUGGUUUCCAGGGAAGAGAUCACGAAGCUGGCAGAGAAGACAAAGGAGAUCAGAGAAGCUCGAGAGCGCAAAUGGCAGGCCGAGCUCGAGGAAAAGCGCCGUCGGCGAGCAGAAAGAGGUGAGUAUAGCGAUGAAAGCGACGACGAGUACAGCGAGGAGGAUCGACGCCCACUCCGUGCUAUAGAACAACCGCCUCCUGCUCAAGGGCUACAAGGUGAUCCCAGAGCAUACUUUGCGCAACAACAGCAGCCACAGCUACAACCGCAACAGCAACCUAGAGUAGAAGUCCCUAGCGUUGCUAAUGCCAUCCCAGGACAGCCUGGUGGCGCACCAGCGCAACAGCCCCCUCCAUUUGCCGGAGCAUAUCCUCCACCAACUCAGCAGCAGCAACAGCCACCAGGAAUACCUGUGCCAGAUAUCAGGGUUGAGCCCACUGCCGGUAACUAUUCCACGAAUGUAUGAAGGCAGGUAUGAGCACGAGAGACGAGUGAAUGUGCGAUGAAAGUAUGGUUAUCUUGUAUGAGAGGGGAUAUAUGAGGACGACUGGGCGUUGAUUUUGCUAUUCGAGUUUGAUGCAUUCUAUUUGGGACGCAGUAGGAGAAUCAUUGUCAGAGUUUGAGCAAGGAAUGUGAGAGCGGGUGCGGGUCUUUGAAGGGAUGUGCAACUAGAACUGCACUGCGAUUUCUGGUCAUCGACACUAUCAGAGCGAGGGAGAUGUUCUCUGGCUGUGAGAUGCGAGAAUCUACUGCUGUAUCAGUCGAAUUUCUGAACCGGUGUCCAUGUGUUAUGAUGACGUGUGUCGGGGCAUUUAUUGACCAAGUCCUCUAGUCGACGGUCACGUGAACAGUCUCGGAUCUGUCAGGCGCCCUCGGCGCGUCAAGCCACACCUGAC
Cladophialophora immunda is the source of this 3487-nucleotide messenger RNA. RefSeq lists its product as uncharacterized. The record is from RefSeq and is a predicted model, not a curated record. The transcript is spliced from 2 exons. Lineage: Eukaryota; Fungi; Ascomycota; Eurotiomycetes; Chaetothyriales; Herpotrichiellaceae. Bases 616 to 3057 code for a protein of 813 amino acids.